AUGGAACGUCUGUUUUUUAUACUCAACGUAUGCAACCUACUAUGGAGCACUGCAAGUCUUCACUGCGGAAAUAUUCAUCCAGAAGAAAUUGUGGAACGCCUAAUGGCUAAUUAUAGCAGAUCUGAGAUUCCGGAGCCCUGGCCAGUGCCGGUGCAAGUAGAAGUCACUGUUCAAGAUGUCAUGGAGUUAUCUGUUCUGAGUAACAGUUUCUCAGCCGAUAUUUGGUUCAGUGCUAUUUGGCAUGAUCCUCGUCUAGCUUUUUCACACCUAGACCAUUGUCGUAAAAACUUAUCAUUCGAUGAUAAAUUUGAAAACAUGCUUUGGUCACCUAACGUAUGCAUAGUCAAUACGAAGUCAACUGAAGUACAUAUGUCUCCAAAACCUAACGUGCUUCUUAUGAUCUUGCCAAAUGGAACUGUGUGGUUGAAUUACCGCGUAAAAGUUCAAUCGCCGUGUGCCAUGAAUUUAGCACGCUUUCCAAUCGAUCAGCAAACUAAUGCACAAACCUUUCAUGUGUUCGAAAGUUACUCCUACAACACUGCCACAGUCUCUGUAGAUUGGAUGCCCACGCCUGUAACUGUUCUUGAUGAGUUAUCUCUACCUGACUUUGACUUGAUGUCCCUGCAGACUUUCAAGCACACAGAAGAAUACAAAGCGGGACAAUGGUAUAGACUAACAGUGGAGUUCCGUUUCAAAAGACGUUAUGGUUUCUACAUUCUCCAGAUGUAUUUCCCAACCUACAUUUCAGUUUUCAUAUCAUGGAUAGCUUUCUGUAUUGAUACAAAGGCUUUGCCUGCAAGAAUAGUGUUAGGAGUGAACUCCUUGAUGUCCUUAACCUUCCAAUUUGGAAACAUUAUUCGCUCACUACCACCGGUUUCAUACAUCAAAGCCAUCGAUAUUUGGAUGUUUACAUGUGUGGCGUUCAUUUUCGCUUCAUUAGUGGAACUAGCAUACGUUGCAUAUCAGGACAAAAAACUUAUAUUGAAAACAAGUAAAUGGAAUCCAACAUUCAAUGCUGUCUUACAUUUUCUGAGAACGUUUGAUCCAUUAGCUGAUUCUUCUCACGUUGCCAAUGAAGUUGUAGAGGACCGCGCCUCCCCGAAGAAAUCGUUUUUGGAAGAAAACACUCUGAUGGAAGAUGAGCUUGCAGAACAUCGUCAACGAAUGUAUUUGAGAAGAAAAAAUAGUUUAUUGGAUUUUGGAAGUAAAGUUGAUCGUUUGUCCUUUUUCGCAUUUCCAUUGUGUUUCUUUGCCUUUAAUGUGUUCUAUUGGAGCUAUUAUCUACAAGACGAAUCAGUAACUCCAAGCUCAUAG
Auanema sp. JU1783 is the source of this 1314-nucleotide messenger RNA. Lineage: Eukaryota; Metazoa; Nematoda; Chromadorea; Rhabditida; Rhabditidae. The record is from the annotation of a GenBank genome assembly.